Messenger RNA from Penicillium maclennaniae, 2238 nucleotides. RefSeq names its product zinc finger protein. The record is from RefSeq and is a predicted model, not a curated record. NCBI's taxonomy places the organism in Eukaryota, Fungi, Ascomycota, Eurotiomycetes, Eurotiales, Aspergillaceae. Bases 1 to 2238 code for a protein of 745 amino acids. The transcript has 4 exons.
AUGGAUACCAGCAUCGAAGAGACCAAAGAAGUGCAAACCUUUACACUACGCAAGAUUGGGCAAGGUUUUUGCGGUACAGUCUGGGCUGCAUCAACAGGGCCCGCAUUCAAAAGGGAAGAUGGCGGGCCUGCCCGGUCUUUGAGAAACGACUUUGAAAUGCACCGGCGAGUGCUCCAAAGCUUUCAUAUUUCGACCCAUUUACGCCUUCAAAUCCAAAUACCAGCCUGCUAUGACUUUGUUCAGUCAACCGACUAUACAUGGUGGUCGGUGAAUCAGCGAAAAUUCCCAGCAGGGUACACGCCAUGCAAUAUCAUCCUCUCCGAACGCAUUCCGCCCUUCCCUGACAUUACAAGACGACUCCUCAUUAGCAACUACUGCCCACCAAAGAUAACACGACAAAUCCUCAACAGCGAGCCCGACAGAGACUGCCUCAUCAGGCCAUACCUAGGCCGAACACGAACACGAAAGUCUCAUACUACCUCGAAAUUCACCGCGUUCUCUUUACGGAAUUUCCCACUCCAUCUGGAUCAAAUGGAGUCACUCGGCGUCACCACAAGCGAAAUAAAUCAGUACGCAAGAGUGAUGGCCGAAACUCUCGCAAUGAUGCAUUGGAUCAGCAAAAUUGAUGGAAACGAUAUCGAGUUUGUUCUGGCGCCUCCGAGCGAGAGUGGUUUCAAAAUGAAGUCUACUAUUUUUGGAGAGCAUUCAAUGUGGGUGUUGGAUUUUGAUUUAUGCAGGAGGAUGACAAUGGACUCAGAAGGAGUAGUACAAGCUGCUGCUGCAUUUUGGCGCAAUGAUCCCUACUAUCCCCGGCCAGAAAAAACCCCUUCACUCUGGAGUGUGUUCCGAGACCGCUACAUCCAGGUUAGUGAAGCCUGCAAUUCUGACACCAUUGAUCCUCAAUUCUACCUCUCGUAUGAGUCUUCUCAACCUUUGCUUGAGGCUGUUUCGAAACUGACCGCCCUGGAACUAGAGCCCACCAUGGCUAGUCGACGAGAAGCCCAGCAAAGCGACAACACGAUGGACUCGUGGACUAGCUCUCUCGUCUUGGAUAUGGAACAAAACCUUCAGCUCGAGGAAAAGUUGAGCAAGGAUGCUGAGACCCCUCAAGAACUCCUUCAUCGCCUCCUUUCAACCAAGUCCGCCUUAUCAACUGCCUCAUCAUUUGCUCUGAGUCGACAAGCAGCUAUUGGAACUAGGGCGGCAUUUAGAGAAAUUGGAACUGGCUCAAUCGGCAAAGUUUUUGAGCAGCCAGGAACCCCGUGGGCGUUUAAAAUGUUGCUUGUUGACCGCCACGCAAAGCUAUGGAACAACUACAUUAUGCACCUCCUCAUCCAGCAAAGCUUCGACGCACUGGGCGAAACGGCGAGUCUUGUUGAUGUACCUCGAGUAUCAUGGUUUGCGAACAAAGAUUCAAGCUUUUGGGAUGACAGCCUGGAUUUAUUUCCUAGUGAAUCGACAGUUCCGCGGGGACCACGGGAGAUCUUAUGCAUGGAGCGAGUCUUCCCUCUGCCUGAAAUGAUAAGGCAUGCUCUGAUUGAUGUGUUCUGCAACCCAACAAAUGCUGCGACAGCAAAGGCAGAGCCAAAGAACAAGGACUGUCUCGUGCGAAUCCUCUUGGGACGAAGGCGCUUCGGAUCCUCGCGUCCAGGGGGCAGCAUGUUCUUCUCGCUUAGGAACUAUAAGCUCCAUCUGGAUCAAAUUCAAGAGAUUAAUUUCGAUGCUGAAGCAUAUGCAAGGAGUAUGGCUGAUACUCUUGCAGUUUUGCAUUGGCAUUCUAAAAUUGAUGCUAUGGACGUUGAAUUUGUGUUAGGAAGCACUCCUCUUGAUCGAAAUGCUGCGCGUCGGAUACUGCCCCUCAAAUACGUGGAACAACUCCCUCCUGGCUCCAGCACCUAUGAGCUCGCAACAGCCAAUCAGGAUUACAAGAAGAGGACUAUUAGUCUGUGGCUCCUGGACUUCGACGCCUGUGCCACCAUUACCAUGGAUGAUGCAGGAGUUCGCCGCGCUGUGGAGGCCUUUUUCCAGACCGAUCCUUACUGCCCCCGGCCUAAUUCACGGGAUGAAUAUGCGCAGGACUUAUGGACACUCAGCCCCGAGGAGCUCAGGCUGGUCAGGAGGCCUCAAGAGGCAAGGCGCCUAGGAGAAGACGUGGACAGCGGCAAAAGAGGGGCCACGAGACAUGAGGAGGCAGAGCAGGUAGUAGAGGCAAUUGACAGGGUUGCCUCGUUUGACUAA